AAAUGAAAAAAACCCAAAAAAUUUAAAGAGACAAAGUUGUCCCUCUAAACAUUUUGGCUUUCCCCCCUUCUCCAAAAAUUUUUUCUUUCUCUCAAAAAAAUCAAAAUUCCCCAAAUCAUAUUCCUAUUCCUAUUAUAAUGGAAAGACGACCAACAAAAAAACAAUUCGAGCGACUUCUACUUCUUCUGUAAAACCCUAACUAUCCAAAUCCCCCCUUUUUUCUCUACAAAACUCCCUCUUUCUCUCUCCUUUUUCAUUUUCCCCCUUCAAAAUCCAACAUACCCAGUUCAAUUUUUCCUCAGAUUUCGAUCUUAUUUCAAUUAAUAGAUCUAUAAUUGAUUGAUUGAUUGAAUUUUUUCAUCGCAAUUUCAUCGGUUAAUUGUUUAAUUUUGUGCUGUAAUAAUUUGUGUUUUCACUGUUUUUGGAAUUUUUUUGCUGAUUGAAAUUUAGGGUUUGCUUAAAGUUUUAAUCUUUCGUGAUUAAUUGAAAAAUUAAUCGAGGCUGGCGAAUUUUGAGGUGUAGUAAAUGGCGGAUCCGCCUGGUCUCCGCCUACCAUUUUCUGGGUUGGAAGCCAUUAACGUUCAAAAUUUAGGGUUUCGAAGAUUUGUUUUGGAUAGUUCUAAGUCAUAUUUGAUAGAUAGAGAAGAAGAAGAAGUAUGCUGAGCGUGGUUAGAGUGCACCUUCCGUCCGACAUUCCCAUUGUAGGUUGUGAGCUUUCGCCGUAUGUUCUUCUUCGAAAACCCGAUAAGAGUGUCAUUAACGAGGAUGUUCCUGAGACUGCUCCAAUUGAUGGUCAGUUCUUAAGAUAUAAGUGGUAUCGUAUACAGAGUGACAAAAAAGUUGCUGUUUGUAGUGUGCAUCCGACCGAGCAAGCCACUCUGCAGUGUAUUGGUUGUGUUAAGGCCAAGAUCCCUGUGACGAAAAGCUACCAUUGCUCUCCCAAGUGCUUUUCAGAUGCUUGGCAGCAUCAUCGUGUUUUGCAUGACCGUGCUGCCAGUGCUGUGAAUGAGAAUGGGGGUGAAGAGGAAGAUAUGUUUGGACGCUUAAGUAGCUCAGGUUCUGGAGUUCUGAGUGCCGGCUUGGCUCCUUCUGCAUCUAGCCCCAACUUGACCAAUGGCUCCACAUCUUUAUAUCCUGUUGCUGUUACCCAGAGGAGUGGCAGUGAAACAUGGUUUGAAGUUGGACGUUCUAAGACAUACACACCAUCCGCUGAUGAUAUUGGUCAUGUUUUGAAAUUUGAAUGUGUUGUUGUAGAUGCUGAGACAAAGCAAACUGUCGGACAUCCAAUGACGCUUACUACAUCUCGGGUCAUCCCUGCACCUACACCGACACCUCGUCGCAUGAUUUCAGUUAGUGGCGCAGAUGUAAUGGGACAUUUGGAUCCUGAUGGGCGUAUUGCAUCUGCCGGGACAUUUACUGUGGUUUCAUACAAUAUAUUAGCUGAUGCAUAUGCCACUAGUGAUACAUAUAGUUACUGUCCUUCGUGGGCCCUUUCCUGGCCUUAUCGCAGACAAAAUUUGUUGCGAGAAAUUGUUACUUAUCGUGCAGACAUUGUAUGUCUUCAGGAGGUUCAAUAUGAUCAUUUUGAAGAAUUCUUCUCUCCUGAGCUUGACAAGCAUGGCUACCAUGCUCUAUAUAAGAGGAAAACUUCAGAGGUAACUCAUACAGUUGAUGGUUGUGCCACAUUCUUCCGAAGAGACAGAUUUACCCAUGUAAAAAAAUACGAGGUCGAGUUUAACAAGGCCGCACAGUCUUUAACAGAGGCUGUAGUUCCUACUACCCAGAAGAAAACUGCUUUGAAUCGACUUGUCAAGGAUAAUGUUGCACUAAUCGCCGUCUUGGAAGCCAAAUUCAGUCAACAGGGUGCUGAUACAACCCCUGGAAAACGACAGCUUCUUUGUGUUGCAAAUACACAUGUAAAUGUGCAUCAAGAACUGAAGGAUGUCAAACUUUGGCAGGUUCAUACUUUAUUGAAAGGGUUGGAAAAGAUUGCUAAUAGUGCUGAUAUUCCAAUGUUGGUGUGUGGAGACUUUAAUUCAACUCCUGCAAGUGCUCCUCAUGCACUUCUUGCAAUGGGUAAAGUUGAUCCACUACAUCCCGAUUUAGCCGUGGACCCUUUAGGAAUAUUGCGGCCUCAUACAAAGCUUGCACACCAGCUUCCACUGGUCAGUGCAUAUUCAUCCUUUGCAAGAGGGAUGGGACCAGCUUUAGAGCAGCAAAGGCGGAGAAUGGAUCCUUCAACAAAUGAGCCCCUAUUUACAAACUGCACAAGAGAUUUUAUAGGGACCCAUGAUUACAUAUUCUACACAGCGGACUCUUUGACGGUGGAAUCUUUACUUGAAUUAUUGGAUGAGGAUAGCUUAAGGAAGGACACAGCUCUUCCUUCUCCAGAGUGGUCUUCAGAUCAUAUAGCACUUUUAGCCGAAUUUCGUUGCAAAUCAAGAAUUCGACGUUAGCACUCGAGGGGCUGCCUUGAAGAUAUGUUGACAAAAAAUUGACGAGUUGAUGGAUAUAUCUCUUUGGAAGUCAUUUUAAGAAUGGUGGUUCAGGCCUGUGUUCUUCCCCAGGUAUUAUCCACCUCAUAGGGGGUAUCCGGCUAUGAUCUGCCCUGUAUCAUGUUUCCUUGUCCCAUAGAAAAUAUGAUCCUAUUCAAAUUUUCCUUUUUUAUAAUAGAAAUUAUCACAGCUUAUCUGUGGGCUCGAUGUGAGUAGUGAUGUUUUUUUACCCUGUCAAGUUUUUACAACAGCAAUACAGUAGCGUUUGCAAUUCAGAUGGGCUCACUUCUGUAGGUUUCUUGUAUUUUUCUUAGUGGGUAAUAGUCUUCCCCCAUUUUUCUUAGUACAAAAGCAAGAUAACAAAGAUACAGUUGAUUAUCUGCUUCUGUCAAAAUAUAGUAUCAUAGUCACCCCAGUUCCUUUUCAAGGUGCAAAUACCUCCUUUUUUUACAAUAUUUUUCUUGUCUUAGAUUGAUCUUUGUGUUGGUUCCAUAUGCAAAUUGUUUCGAUUCCUUUUCACUUUGUAUGGAACCCUAUUGAUGCCAAUGGGAUGCUGGAAUUCAUCGUAUUAUAGCCAUGUUCAAAGUUCAGGAAUGGGUUCCUUGGAUGUCUGUACCUGUAAUGUGGAAAAUGGUUUUUGGACAUUCAAAAGAUCUGUUUAUGCAAUUUCUUCUGCAA
Molecule: messenger RNA, 3173 nt
Organism: Chenopodium quinoa (quinoa)
Lineage: Eukaryota; Viridiplantae; Streptophyta; Magnoliopsida; Caryophyllales; Amaranthaceae
Product: carbon catabolite repressor protein 4 homolog 1-like
Exons: 12
Coding region: 657-2456 (599 amino acids)
Biological process (GO): nuclear-transcribed mRNA poly(A) tail shortening
Cellular component (GO): nucleus; CCR4-NOT complex; cytoplasm
Molecular function (GO): poly(A)-specific ribonuclease activity
Source: RefSeq, a predicted model, not a curated record